CUCCUCACUUACUUCUCUGUUUUGCAUUGAACUCACCUUUUUAAAAUUCAUCAACGGCGAGUUUGUAAUUGUGUAUAUAUAUACGGAAACCCACUGCUUCUUAUCGCUGCGGAUUUUUCUAAGAAAUUUCGAUUGCCUUAUUUAUUUAACGGCGUCAAGAAAAAUAUUCAGCCCAAUCUUCUCUUGCCGUUGAAUAAAAGAAAAUACUCCGUACCAUUCUUUGUGUGUUGAAGGCUUGAAGGAUGAAGUCUUUUGGUUGCUUUUCAGUUCUGUUAUUCAUUGCUGGAACAGCUUUCACAUGCAAGCUUGCACAUUCCACCAUUGGAACCGUCUUUUUAAUUCCAGGUGCUAUGGCCUUACCAUUGCAGGGGAAUAACAUUAUGGACACAACCAUUGACAUGAAGAUGAAGGAUUCGAGAAAUGUAAGAAGUCGGGAUGGAGACAGAAUGCGUGUGGAUGACUAUGGUCCAAUGGAUCCAGUACCAAGUUCAUCAAAAGCAUCAGUAAAACCAGGACCAAUACAACAUGGCGCACCUCUCUUGCCUUAUAUUCCUAGUCCAUCCCCGCCACCGGGUGGUUCGGGAAAUGUUGAUCAUCCUUAGCUGUAACAUAUCUGCCUUUGUAAUGUUGCUGGGCAGGCCUUAUGACUACCCUCAUCUAUUCAUUCACUACAUAUAUUUAAUUUAUAUAUUUGGACCACGCUUUUGAUUUGUUCAAACUACAUACUCCGGGACUGCAACAAUUACUUCAAAG
Messenger RNA from Cuscuta europaea, 753 nucleotides. The record is from the annotation of a GenBank genome assembly. Lineage: Eukaryota; Viridiplantae; Streptophyta; Magnoliopsida; Solanales; Convolvulaceae.